GUCUGUCAACAUGAGUGGGCACUGCUGGGCAGGAAGCAGCUGGGUGAACGUGAGCCGUGACCUGCGAAUACUGAAAUCAUUCAUGUUUAAUAGACAGUAAAGAUACGUUUUAAACAGGCGUUAAAGUCACGAGCGACCGGUGCUCGCGCUGCUCCCAUCACCUGAGAGAAGACUCAGGUGUGCUAAGCUAACGUUAGCUUCAUACUGAGGAGGUAACGUUAGCUUCGGGGCUAGCUAGGUAGGAGGUGAUAGCAUCUCAGCCGCUGCAUCUCUCUCUGUUUCCACUAUGGACCUUUGACUGUCGGCACAAUGAGGUUUCUCACUGAUUGACCCGCACUGUACGACACACCGAACAUACGUUUUAAGUGUGUGUUGUUUACAUACUCGUGUUAGCUCGCAGAUUCCAGGUCGAGACAGAAAAUGUUUCACUGCACUUCUCCACCAGCUAAUGAGGUUUAACGGUGCUGCUCGCUUCCAAAGAGUGAACGAAUCUGAUCACAGCUACGUAGGGCUUUAUUGUAACUUUCAGCUAGUACGACUUGACUUCUCCUAAGACAGAAGCAGCUAUGGCUGUGUGGAUGCUUGAAGCAGGAGAAUGAGUGCGAGUGGGGAAAGAGGAUGCCACCAUCUUUCAUCGAAGGCUGUCCAGCUGAACAGAUCGAUUAGCUGACCAACAACUGCUGGAGAGGACUGGGAGACGCAUAGAGUCUGUGUGAGAAGCCACCGCUGUCGACUUUAUUAGUCAGUCUUCUGUCCUAUGGAUACUGUUAGUGGUGUCAACAUGCUGUCCCAGCUCGGAGACGUGGCACGGGCAGGUCCCGGAGGAGCAGGGCUGCCCGCUGUGUCCUUAACCAACACGUCGGUGUCCUCCAGCCCGACGCCAGGCACUGAUAACCGAGGCUGUGAGAACGGCGCCCUGAUGGACUCGUUUGGGAUUUUUCUGCAAGGACUUCUCGCUGUGGUGGCGUUCAGCACGCUGAUGUUGAAACGCUUCAGGGAGCCAAAACAUGAGAGGAGACCCUGGAGGAUCUGGUUCCUGGACACCUCAAAACAGGCCAUCGGGAUGCUGUUUAUCCACUUUGCCAAUGUCUAUUUGUCAGACCUCACAGAGGAGGAUCCCUGCUCACUAUACCUCAUUAACUUCCUGUUGGAUGCUUCUCUGGGCAUGUUGCUGAUCUAUGCUGGGGUGAGAGCCGUCAGUGCUAUUGUAGAGUGGAGGCAGUGGGACUCCCUGCGUUUUGGAGAAUACGGAGAGCCAGUGCAGUGCACAGCGUGGUUGGGCCAGUGUAUCCUCUACAUCCUCAUUAUGAUGUUUGAGAAAGUCCUCAUCAUGCUGGUCCUCCUCAUUCCCCAGUGGAAGAAGCUGGCUCUCCUCAACCCCAUAGAGAAUCCCGACCUGGAACUGGCCAUCGUCAUGCUCAUCGUUCCGUUCUUCGUCAACGCCCUCAUGUUCUGGGUGGUAGAUAAUUUCCUAAUGAAGAAGCACAAGACAAAAGCAAAGCUGGAGGAGAGAGAGGAGGACUCACGGGGGAACAGCAAGGUGCGCUACAGACGAGCCCUGUCCCAUGAUGACUCAGAGUCAGAGAUCCUUUUCUCAGCAGACGAUGAAAUGGAUGAGUCGGAUGAAGAUGACGUUCGACGGCUCACUGGCCUGAAGACGGUGAAGAAGAAGAAGCUUCGCAUGGGGAUCCCUGUUUGACCUGCGUGCCUAGCUAAACUGCUACGAUCAAAUUUCCUCCGGUAGCUGUUCACCUCACGGGCUCACGUAUACUUUCCCUCCACAGAUUCUGUAUCAGCCUUAGGAGCUGACACCAUCCAUUAUAGGACGCCCUUUGACAGAAGAAUAUACUGUAAUUGAAUUCCCUUUACUGUUGACUUCUGGAGGACUUCUGCAUAAACUGACUAACCCGGGAUUUCAUUUCACACACUGGGAGACGUUGCUUCGGUUGGCCAGGUACUUCGGAUCACUGUUGCAUUUCGACAUGACACUCGAGUGUUGUUUAAAGACACUGUUUGGGGAAAAAGAAUCCCACCAUGAACAUACAUCAUAUUGUUAAAUACUUUAUGCACGUAUAAAAGGAAAACAUUAACACUGGUUUAAUACUGUUUGGACUUCUGUGGCAGCUUGUUUGGGUGCAGUGGGACAAAUCUAAAUGGCCACAACAGAACCAAACAUCAUGCAAACAGAACGGUUUAAGGAGCCGGGUGCAUUUGAUAGUCUAACAUGUGCUCUAAAGUGAUUGUAUUCCUGAUGUAGAUUACAUGUAAAUUUUGUCCUUUGUUUUCUCUUGUAGAUGUACCACCAUUGGCCUGUGAUGUGUGUGUGUGUGUGUGUGUGUGUGUAUGUGUGUAUGUUUGCACGUGUGUGUAUGUUUGCACGUGUGUGUAUGUGAGGGCGUGCACAGUUGGACACACCUCAGAUUUAGAGGAGCAUUACGUCAGUGUUUGAAUCACUGUAUUGAUGCAACUCUUAACACUUUCCAGCACAGUUACACACUUUAUUACUGCAUAUCUUGUAUUUAAUGUUACUCGUGUCAAAGGGAGCAAAGUUACGCCUGCAGCAACCUUCCAUUUUUAUCCUCUGACAGAGUCCUUUCAACUGUUAAACCUGUAGGACUGCAAGCAUAACACUCCAGCAUCCUUCUAAUAUCAGCUCAGCCGCUGUUGUCUGUCUGUAGACACAAGACUGCAGUCUCAGUUUGUCUGUGACAGUGUUACUGAUGUGUUCUGACUGUGUGUUCUUUGUCUUUUGAAUGUCUUUUGUGUCAUUUUAACUUGUUUUGUAUAGGAUUUGAGUGUUAUUUUCGGGCCAAAUAGGUGACUAUGCUUGUUCCAAAAGUGUUCUUUAUUCCUUCACUCUAACGGGGAGAGUAGAUAUGGGAACCAUUUCUUGCACAAUUUCCCAUGUAUCACAACUUUCAUCUUUCCUUUUAUGUUUGUGUUUUUU
This is a messenger RNA of Morone saxatilis (striped sea-bass), 2947 nucleotides long. It is a transcript of the gene stimate, whose product is annotated as STIM activating enhance. Gene Ontology annotation, molecular function: calcium channel regulator activity. Gene Ontology annotation, biological process: activation of store-operated calcium channel activity. The coding region runs from base 758 to 1699 and encodes 313 amino acids. The record is from RefSeq and is a predicted model, not a curated record. The transcript has 8 exons. Gene Ontology annotation, cellular component: cortical endoplasmic reticulum; membrane. Lineage: Eukaryota; Metazoa; Chordata; Actinopteri; Moronidae.